Molecule: messenger RNA, 2985 nt
Organism: Grammomys surdaster
Lineage: Eukaryota; Metazoa; Chordata; Mammalia; Rodentia; Muridae
Gene: Rab21
Product: RAB21, member RAS oncogene family
Exons: 7
Coding region: 241-906 (221 amino acids)
Biological process (GO): Rab protein signal transduction
Molecular function (GO): GTPase activity; GTP binding
Source: RefSeq, a predicted model, not a curated record
GGAAGGAGACGCCAUUAGAGGGAGGAGAGGGAGCUCUCCCCUAGCCUCGGGUCCCUGACGUGGUGGCCGGGGCCCUUCAUUCUGGGACUUUCUCGCAGGCCUCACCCGCGGGAGGACGCGGCGGGGAACCGGGCUCGGCGCGGGGCGUGAGAGAGCCGGGCCCGGGAGGAGCGGGCGCCGCGGCGGCGGUGGUGCGGGGCUCGGCGCGGCGCUGGGAUCCGGCGGCGGGGCAGCGGCGGGAUGGCUGCGGCCGGCGGCGGGGCGGCGGCGGGCCGAGCCUACUCGUUCAAGGUGGUGCUGCUCGGGGAAGGCUGCGUGGGGAAGACGUCGCUGGUGCUGCGCUACUGCGAGAACAAGUUCAACGACAAGCACAUCACCACCCUGCAGGCAUCUUUUUUAACAAAGAAGUUAAAUAUUGGUGGGAAAAGAGUAAACCUUGCCAUAUGGGAUACAGCAGGUCAAGAGAGAUUCCAUGCAUUGGGUCCAAUUUACUACCGAGAUUCGAAUGGGGCUAUUUUAGUGUAUGAUGUAACAGAUGAAGAUUCUUUUCAGAAGGUAAAAAACUGGGUCAAAGAAUUACGGAAAAUGUUGGGAAACGAAAUCUGUUUAUGUAUAGUUGGUAAUAAAAUAGACUUGGAAAAGGAGAGACACGUCUCCAUUCAAGAAGCAGAAUCGUAUGCAGAGUCUGUGGGAGCAAAGCAUUAUCAUACUUCCGCCAAACAAAACAAAGGCAUUGAGGAACUCUUCCUUGACCUUUGUAAAAGAAUGAUAGAAACAGCCCAGGUGGAUGAGAGGGCAAAAGGCAAUGGCUCGAGUCAGGCCGGGGCUGCGAGACGAGGCGUACAGAUCAUCGACGACGAGCCUCAAGCUCAGAGCGGCAGCGGAGGGUGCUGUUCCUCCGGAUAACUGCUCACGCCUGGGAAACUCAAAACAAAACAGAACUGUGGAUCAUUGCCCUCAACAUGAAGACUGCCAUAUUCCAAGUCACAUCAUUUUACCAAUGGAGUUAGAGAAUUAACAGUAUUUUCAAUUACGUUUAUAACACUGCAGAGACCUUAAGUGCUAAACUUAGUGGAGUUUGUGACCAGAGAAUUGGCAUUUUCUACAAAUGUUAACAAAGCAAUUACCAAUGGCCUUUUUACAUAUUUUUUUUCUUUAAUGAGGAAUAAUAUGCAUGUAGAAAAGACCUACUUAAAGGCUUCAUUUAUAUUCUUUUAAAUCAGAUCUUUAUUUAAUAACUUAUAUAUGAUGUUGGAAUGGUAUACAUUUUUGCAGUCCUUUGUAUUUUGUGGUAGUUUGAAUUGAAUCACUUCUAAACAGCAUACUGUUUUUGUUUUUGUUUUUUGAUUAGCAGAUACGUGAAGUUCUAUUUUUGCAGGGUUUGCACAGGCCCCUAACUGUCUACUACUACUUUGAUAUAAUCUAUAAACAUCCUGUAUGCUGAGCUGGUAAAAUACAUUGUAAAUUACAUAUUAAAUAUUUUAUCUGCUUUUACAAGCGCAAGGUGCAAAAAUAUGUACAAUUGUCUUAUUGAGGACUGUAAGGUGAAUUAACCGUUAGUGAUAACACCUAAGCUUUCGACUUUGUUAUAACGUUCAUCGUCCGCCCUUCACUUGUCUUCACAGGAAAGCGUGCACUUCAAUAUACACAUACUUUACCUGACUUACUGCUGUUGUCACUUUCCCCUUCCCUUUUUCUGUUUCUUUGUCUUUUCUUUUUUUCUUUUCCUUUUUUUUUUUUUUUUGCCUCUGUAUGUCCCAGUAAUCCAAAAGCAGCCUUUGCCUUUUUAUUAUUAUUAAACAAGAUUCCUUCUGCCAAUGUUGUUUUAGAAUGGUUACCUUAGAAGAAUCUGAGUGAUGCUUGCCAAGUUUCAUUUCUGCAUCAACUCCAGUCUUCUGUCAGACUUUGCAGGAGAUGGGCUCCCUGGCCUGACAAGAGGGCUCCCGUUGUAGCCUCUGACCAAGGCUUAUUCAUUCAUGCAGGACGUGAGUGGUACUGUAUGCUCUGGAGGCGGCAUUCCUGGGUCCCUUGUGAGGACAUUUUAUUGGUUAUUGCUUGUCAGAAAUGAAUAUAGAAAGCUGUAUUUCAUUUUAUAAGAGUUUUCUUGAGUCUCUAUGGGAAGAAGCAUUUUGUAACACUGUUACAGCAAACACUGGAAAGAUUUUAUUAUAAAAUCAUAAUCUUGUUUAUUUUGCAGUUAGUCCCACAUUAGAUUUUUUUUUCUUUAGCAUUGGACUGAAAUUUGUUCAUGUAGGAAACAAUCAGGCACUGCUCACAGAAAAGAAAAAAAAAACAUUGUGGAAACUAACAUAAAUUGUUCUUGUUCAAAUAUAUACAUAUUUUCCCAUUUCUGUCAUGCUUGGAAAACUAGUAAAUGCGUGUAAGAUAAGAUGGAAUGGUCCCUGGAUUUCCUUCUUGUAGGAAGUAGAAUACAGUACUGCAGUUCGUAAGCGUCUCUGAAGGUACAAGGAGGUGAUGAGCACUGAGCGAAUGCUACCGGAGUCGUAGGAGUAGCUUAAACCUUCUCAAAUAGGUUGAAAGGUGAACGGCUUCCCCCUUACUGUCUAAACUCUAGGAACUGAACUUAGCUUUGUGUUCUCUGAGUGUUCUCUGAGCCCUCCCUUUAGAUUUGCAUACUUACUUACUGACCUUGCCAAAUUAAAAAUGCUGACCUCUUUGCUGUGUGCCUAAUGACGGUUAGAGUAGAAAAGAGUCAGGAGAAUGAGCCACAGUUGUGUGCCAUUACGAGAUGACUGUACUGUGCCACCCUCGGUUCCUUGUGGCGUUGGUGUCCACGCAUGGGCUUAAAGGGCAGCAGGAAGCAUGGGUCACUGGAAAAUGUGUUCCUACCCUCCAGCCUUUUCAAGAGUAAAGACUGCUGUCAAUAGUCCUGUUGGAGAUAGGAAAUACAGUCUCCUCACUGGAAUAGAAUACUGCUUUCUAAACUAGAGAUGAAAUUAAAAUACAUUAAACUUGACCAUUGGA